AUGCAGGCCGGCCCCUCGAAGGACAUCCUCCGCUUCACAGGACACAGACACCUCCGCCAGCGCAUCCUCCUUGCCGUCCUCUCCGGCAAGUCCAUCCGCAUCGAUGCCAUCCGCUCAGACGACGUCCAUGUCGGCCUCAGAGACUAUGAAGUCAACCUCCUCCGCCUCGUAGAAAAGGUCACAAACGGGAGCACAGUCGAGAUAUCUCUGACAGGUACCUCAUUCCUCUUCCAUCCUGGAUUAUUACCUGGUGGCAGCUUUACGCACACCUGUCAUAUUGGCAGAUCGAUAGGUUACUAUCUCGAAGUACUCGUUCCCCUUGCGCCGUUCUGUAAGAAGCCCUUCAACAUCAACCUCUAUGGUGUCACUGGAGAAGAAGGCAAAGACAUGACUGUCGACAUGAUCCGAACAGUGACUCUCCCCCAUCUCCACCUCUUUGGCGUCACCGACGGCCUCGAACUGCAAAUCAAAAAGCGCGGUGCCGCCCCUCUUGGUGGUGGUCAAGUUAUAUUCAAGUGCCCCAUCGUCCGCCAACUCAACACCCUCCAAUUCCUCGACAAGGGCAAGAUCAAGAAGAUCCGCGGCGUCAGCUACUCUACCCGAGUCUCACCGCAGUUUGCGAAUAGGAUGGUCGAGUCUGCGAGGUCGAUAUUGAAUAGAUAUAUCCCCGAUGUGUACCUGUACACGGAUGUUUACAAGGGAGAAGACUCUGGAAAAUCACCGGGGUACGGCCUCACCCUCGUAACACAAUCCACUACCUCUGUCGUCCACUCUGCCGAAUGCCUCUCUCUCCCCAGUACCGUCACCACCCCCGAAGAUAUCGCCCUCCACGCCAGCCGCCUUUUAUUAGAAGAAAUCAGCCAAGGUGGAUGUGUGGAUAGCAAGCAUCAGUGGAUGGUUGCGCUUUUGAUGGCACUGGGCAAGGAGGAUGUGAGCAAAUGUCUGUUUGGCAGGCUGACGCCUUAUACGGUUCAAUUCUUCCGAGACAUGUUUGUCUUCUUUGGCACAAAGUACAAGUUGAACGAGGAAGAGAGCACAGGAGAAGUUAUGGUCAGCUGUAUUGGUACAGGGUACAGCAACGUCAACAAGACGAUGGCGUAG
This is a messenger RNA of Cryptococcus wingfieldii CBS 7118, 1101 nucleotides long. RefSeq names its product 18S rRNA biogenesis protein RCL1. Gene Ontology annotation, cellular component: nucleolus. The transcript has 5 exons. Bases 1 to 1101 code for a protein of 366 amino acids. The record is from RefSeq and is a predicted model, not a curated record. Gene Ontology annotation, molecular function: RNA endonuclease activity. Gene Ontology annotation, biological process: ribosome biogenesis; endonucleolytic cleavage of tricistronic rRNA transcript (SSU-rRNA, 5.8S rRNA, LSU-rRNA). Lineage: Eukaryota; Fungi; Basidiomycota; Tremellomycetes; Tremellales; Cryptococcaceae.